Messenger RNA from Triplophysa rosa, 3009 nucleotides. RefSeq names its product branched chain amino-acid transaminase 2, mitochondrial (gene bcat2). The transcript has 11 exons. Gene Ontology annotation, cellular component: mitochondrion. Bases 83 to 1258 code for a protein of 391 amino acids. Gene Ontology annotation, molecular function: branched-chain-amino-acid:2-oxoglutarate transaminase activity. Gene Ontology annotation, biological process: L-leucine biosynthetic process; L-valine biosynthetic process. NCBI's taxonomy places the organism in Eukaryota, Metazoa, Chordata, Actinopteri, Cypriniformes, Nemacheilidae. The record is from RefSeq and is a predicted model, not a curated record.
CAUUACACCAGGCGUCCAAUCCCGGAACGCGGAAAUCACGCAGUUGCUUCUGCACGGACUAGUUUACGAUUCAUUUGCAGCAAUGGCAGCCCUUAGGACGGCACUCAAUGGACGGCUUCUUCAGUCACUCCCCGUGUCAUUUGGUUCACUUCGGUUCGCCAGUUCCUCCUUCAAGGCUGCAGAUCUUACCAUCGAGAGGAAUCCUGUGCUGAAGCCAAAGCCAGACCCCUCCACCCUUGUGUUUGGCAAGCAGUUUUCAGACCACAUGCUGACCAUCUAUUGGUCUGCAGAGGGAGGAUGGAAGAAUCCUGAGAUCAAGCCCUUCCAGAAUCUGUCCCUUCAUCCUGCUGCUUCAUCCCUGCAUUACUCUAUAGAGCUCUUCGAGGGCAUGAAGGCAUUUCGAGGAGUAGAUAACCACAUCCGUCUCUUCAGGCCCAAUUUAAAUAUGGAGCGCAUGUAUCGCAGUGCUGUAAGAAGCUGUCUGCCUGUGUUUGAUAAGGUUGAACUGCUGGAGUGUAUUAAAAAGCUGGUUGAGGUUGAUCAAGAAUGGGUUCCGUAUUCAACAGACGCCAGUCUGUACGUCAGACCGACCUUCAUAGGCAUAGAGCCUUCUCUAGGUGUGGCUCGAGCAGGUCAUGCUUUGCUCUUUGUCAUUAUCGGACCUGUUGGGCCUUAUUUUGCCACUGGAGGCUUCAGUCCCGUGUCUCUGCUGGCAGAUCCGCGCUAUGUCCGUGCCUGUAGAGGAGGUGUUGGAGAAUACAAGAUGGGAGGUAACUAUGGGCCGACCAUCGCUAUUCAGAGCGAGGCAGCAAAGAAGGGCUGCCAGCAGGUCCUCUGGCUUUACGGAGAGCAGGAGGAGAUCACUGAGGUCGGAACUAUGAAUCUCUUCAUCUACUGGACCACGGAGAACGGAGAGAGAGAGCUCGUGACCCCUCCACUAGAUGGCAUCAUUCUUCCAGGAGUCACUCGGCAAUCUCUUCUGGACCUCUCAAGAGAAUGGGGAGACUUCAAAGUGACAGAGCGUAAAGUAGUAAUGAAGGAGCUAAUUGGUGCUUUAAAUGACGGACGGGUUCUGGAAGUAUUCGGCUCUGGCACUGCAUGUGUGGUGUGUCCAGUUGGCAGUCUGCUCUACAGAGAAAAGAUCUACCAGAUUCCAACAAUGCAGAAUGGUCCAGAUCUUGCUAAGAGGUUCCAUAAAGAACUCACUGAUUUGCAGUAUGGACGCAAGCAGAGGGACUGGGCGCCGCUGGUUGUCUAACUAGAUGUGUCAGCCUGGAUAUCUCAUGUCAGGUCUCAUGUCUAAAACCUCUCAUCUCAUGUGUUACCGUGUGAACUUUUGAGAUGUUCUAGAGUAGCAACCUCUUUAAGUGAGAGAUCUAUAAAAAAUAUGCAGAAUAUGACACAACCUUAAAUCCUACUUGCUUAGAAAUUCACAUGGCACAAUCUGUAGCUGUGAUUGUCUUGUUUUAGCACAAGCAAUAGAAGCCAUGUAAAAGGCACAAUAAGUCUAUAGAUUUUGCAGUACUUACCGAUCCAGUUUUUACAUUUUUGUUAUGGUGGCAGUUUUUUUAACAAUCAACCGUGCUUUCAUAAUUUUCUUGUAGAGUGUUUUUUCUUCCAAGGACGUUUCACUUUAUUAACUUUACUACUUUAAAGGGACGGUUCACCCAAACAUAAAAAUUCUGUCAUCGUUUACUCACCCUCGAGUUGUUCCAAAUCUGUAUACAUUUCUUUGUUCUGAUUAACACAGAGAAAGAGAUUUGGAAGAAUGCUUGUAACCAAACAGUUCUUGGCCAUCAAACAUCUCAUUUUAGGAAGAGCAUUACUGGAAACAGUGAAUCUCUGGCCACUGUCUGAGUCACAAAUCUUAUUUAUACAAAACCAGAUAUCUGUUUAUUUUUUCAGAUCAUGACAUUUUGAUUUGAUGUGCUCUAACAGUUAAAUAUGUACAUUCUUAAUGCCAGGAGUCUAUAGGGGAGCCCGUGACGUUCCCAAUGGCAUUUAGUUGUAGGUGUAGUCUGAAUAGUAACCCGGUGGAAUGGCAGUCAAACGUGCCACAGAACUGUUUGCUUUCCUACAUUCUUCCAAAUAUCUUUUGUUUUCAACAAAGAAAUGUAUACAGAUUUAGAACAAAUUGAGAGUAAUUUAUGACAGAAUUAAAUGAGAAGUAAAUGAUGACAGAAUUUUUAUUUUUGGGUGAACUGUUCCUUUACUAUGGAGGGUACGGUGUGAAAUCAGGCAGUUGGAAAGAAGCGUAUUUCUGCACACCAUCAUUUUAAAGGAAAUUCAUGUUAGCUUGUUUAUUUGUGUAACACAAGAGAGCACAAGAAGAGAUGAUCACACAUUUCAAUGAAUUUAUAGUUAUGGUUCUCUUUUAAAGAAAGACACACAUGCAAUGAUAUUGAAUGAACUAAGGAUAGUAAAGUGUUGUAUAUGUCUUUGGGGUUAGAUGGUACUUCAAAGUCGAUAUUUUUGACUAGGUGCAGAUUAAAACCGUAAAGCUUGAGUUGAUGCAAUACACGCACUGAAUGGCAAAGAAUGCACAAAUGUCCUGAUAGCAGCUCUACAGACCAUUAUAAGAGUCCUGAUGGGAGAAUUAUAGGUGCACUAGGCUGAUUUCCUGUGUGAUAUUUGGAACAAAUAUGUGACCUGUUUGUACAUGUGUGUGAUAUGAAAUCACUGAAGAUUGAGAUUGUAUCAGAUUUAACUUAUUUUUGCGGUAUACGGUUAAAAUUCCUAUUGUCCUGUUUUUUUAAGUCUUUGUUUAAACCCCUGAUUUCUUUUUAUGCUUAUUUUAAACCUGUAUUUUAAUGCACACACUCCACAUCUCUCUUCUGUAAGUGCCUAAUGGAGAUGGCUGUUACUUUCUCUUUGAGUUCUGUAUCUUUUGCAAUCGUCAUUAUUUUACUGGGGGCUGCUGCUGUGUUCAGUUUAUUUGUUUUUUUGUCUAAGGGAUGUCUGAGUAGAUGUUUUCUGUUACUGUAUUUUUACAAAUAAAUUCAACUUGCG